AUGGACGUGCCGGAGCGACACAUAGUUCCAAUCGAUCCAGAAUCGCAGAAAUUGCUCGAUUCACUUUUCUUUACAAUGACCAAUAACUCACAGUCACAUUCUUCUCAUUCUCACCUCAAUUUGAGGCUUAACCAAAACCGUAGAGAGAACGAGAGCGAGGAAGAAGAAGAUAUACAACGUUCGAGCACCUUUCAAUCACACAACAACAAUUCACAGAACCCACCACCUGCGACUCAACCUUGCAACACGUCAUCAAAUACAGCAUCAAUGGAAUCGCAAACAGACGAUACCAACACUCAACAAAAUGACCGAAACAGAAGCAACAGAGCGGAACAAAUUGAGCGAUUGAUGGCACAAGUCGAAGCACUCAGACAACAGGAGCGGUCCGAGGUUCAAGAAAAUAGCACUCCAACACAACAACUUUUCGUGGACGAAGAUACUUUGGCCCGAAUCAGAGCAGAGGCUGCAAACAAAGGAACCGAUCUAGUGAAAAAGAAGGUCUCAUUGCCUGAGAUAGUUCCUGGCUUUAAAGCAAGUUCACUAGAGAUAGGUGAGAGUUACAAUUUAAUUCCUCGUGCAUUUCUCUUCAAAAUCAACUGCGGCUACGCAAUCGCAGCAAGUGUGCCGUAG
This is a messenger RNA of Psilocybe cubensis, 630 nucleotides long. RefSeq lists its product as uncharacterized. Bases 1 to 630 code for a protein of 209 amino acids. NCBI's taxonomy places the organism in Eukaryota, Fungi, Basidiomycota, Agaricomycetes, Agaricales, Agrocybaceae. The transcript has 2 exons. The record is from RefSeq and is a predicted model, not a curated record.